Messenger RNA from Rotaria sp. Silwood1, 1488 nucleotides. NCBI's taxonomy places the organism in Eukaryota, Metazoa, Rotifera, Eurotatoria, Philodinida, Philodinidae. The record is from the annotation of a GenBank genome assembly.
AUGGAUACAAGAUCGACUACUUUACUCAAUGCCAAACUAUUUGAAUAUGAAAAAGAGUUAUCUUCAAGUCAUUGGAGUAGUAUACGUCAAGGUGCAAUGUUUGGAAUUUAUUCUGGAUGGCUAUCCCUGAUAAACUAUUCAGUUUAUUCACUUGGUUUUAUCUUAGGUUCUGUUCUCAAGUCAAGCGAAGAUCAAUAUCGCUCGAAUAUUACUGAUAUUCUUGUUGUCAUCUCUAUCUUUGCACAAUGUUUGAAUUUCUUCAGUUUUAUUGGUCCUGACUUUCAAUCAUUUUCGGAAGCUCGAGGUGCAGCAGCAGCAGUGUUCCGGCUCAUUGACGAGGGAAAUGAUGCAAGUAUCAAUGAAACAGACGUAUGGAAAGAAGAUGCCGAAGCAAAUUAUGAUAUCAAUGGUGACAUUGAAUUUGACAAAGUCAACUUUAUUUAUCCAUCUCGAAAAGAUGCACCAAUUCUACGAAAUCUCUCUCUUAUUGCUCGAGCUGGUCAAACAACUGCUCUCGUUGGUCACAGUGGCUGUGGCAAAAGUACAUGUAUAUCACUAUUAAAUCGUUUUUAUGAGCCUUCUUCAGGACAAAUAAUGAUAGAUGGUCGGCCAAUAACUGAUUACAAUGUCAAACAACUUCGACAAAAGAUUGGAGUUGUUAGUCAAGAACCCCUUCUGUUUGAUAUGAGUGUUUAUGAAAAUAUUCGUUUUGGUAAAGUAAAUGCAACACGAGCAGAAAUUGAACAAGCAGCACGAGAAUCAAAUGCACAUAAUUUCAUCAUGCAAUUACCAAAUAAAUAUGAAACACUUGUUGGUGAACGUGGUAUGCACUUGAGUGGUGGUGAAAAACAAUGUAUUGCAUUAGCUCGUGCUCUUGUCAAACAGCCUACUGUCCUCUUACUAGAUGAAAUAACAAGUGCACUUGAUAAUGUUAGUGAAAAAAUUGUUCAAGAAGCACUCGAUCGAGCAUGCAAAGGUAAUAAUUGUUUUUUUUCUGUUUUUCGUAUUGAUAUAUCAUAUUGUACAGGUCGUACAACUAUUAUUAUCGCUCAUCGUUUAACUACAGUUCGAAAUGCUCAUCAAAUAUAUGUAUUAGAUAAUGGAAAUGUGAUUGAGCAAGGUACACAUGAAACACUAAUGACAAAAGAAGGAAGCAAAUAUCAAGCAAUGGUCAAGCGUCAACAAAUGAAAAGAAUCUAUGAUGAUACAGAUGAUAUUAUGAGCAUACAAAAAGCAACAGAAGAAGAGGAAAAAUCUAUAAUUGAGCGCUCUGGUUUGUUUAGCGGCGUAUUAACUGUUGAUGGGAAUAAACAAGGCCCAAAACCAUUCAAACAGAGGUUUGUCUUAUUAAGACUCUUAUCAAUGAAUAGUCCUGAGUGGAUUACCAUCUUGGUUGGUUGUAUAGCAUGUUUAUUGAGUGGCGCAGCUCAACCAUUAUUUGCAUUUUUAUUUGCUAAAACAGUCGAUGUGAGUAAUCCACCUAAAUAA